UGAUGUGGUGGCAGUGGACAGGCACUUCACGCCGCUCUCCUUGGCAAACGAGAACUGGCACAAACCUGUGGUACAAAGUGCUGCGGGCCGCAAGGCGGUAUGGGAGAGUAAGGUGCUACACGGGCGGUUCUACAAGGCCCUCACGGGACCCGAUGUAGACCUGCUCGCGUCGGUGAACUGGUUACGAUUCGGGGACCUCUUCGGAGAAACCGAGGGUUUUGCCUGUGCAAUUGCGGACGAAGUUAUGAUGACGAACAACUAUCGGAAAUAUAUCCUGAAGGACGGUACGGUCGACAUUUGUCGGGCAUGCCGCCGUCCCGGAGAGUCACUCAGGCAUAUCAUUUCCGGUUGUUCUCAUCUUGCUAACGGCGAGUACUUGCACAGACAUAAUCUCGUAGCCAGGAUUAUUCACCAGCAGCUUGCUCUUCUAUACGGCCUUGUGGACUGCGAAGUACCGUACUACAAGUAUUUACCUGUGCCAGUUCUCGAGAAUGGUCGUGCCACGCUCUAUUGGGAUCGAUCUAUCAUCACUGACAGGACUAUUGUAGCCAAUAAGCCUGACAUUGUGAUAAUAGAUCGAUCGCAGCGCCGGGCCGUGCUCGUCGACAUCACCAUCCCCCAUGAUGAGAAUCUCGUGAAAGCCGAGAAGGACAAGUCCAGUAAGUACCUAGACUUGGCUCACGAGAUAACCGCCAUGUGGGAUGUUGAUUCGACGAUCAUUGUCCCGAUAGUCGUUUCAGCGAACGGUCUCAUAGCGAAGAGUCUCGACCAACACCUUGAGAGACUCUCGCUAGGUGGUUGGAUCAAGGACAUAUAUUCGCCGGUUCCUCUCUCUGCGGCCCUGACCACCGGCAGCUUGGGCCCUGCCCCGCUGCUGGCGGCACCCUAGGUUAGGUUUUUUAUAAUGUGUUUAUAUGUAUUUUGUAUUGUUUUGUGUUUUUAUAUUUUACUUUUAUAUACAUAUUAUAAAAAACCUAAUGUUAGAAAAAUAAUAAAUAAAGAGAAUAAUA
This is a messenger RNA of Cydia strobilella, 1010 nucleotides long. RefSeq lists its product as uncharacterized. NCBI's taxonomy places the organism in Eukaryota, Metazoa, Arthropoda, Insecta, Lepidoptera, Tortricidae. The record is from RefSeq and is a predicted model, not a curated record. The coding region runs from base 245 to 889 and encodes 214 amino acids. The transcript is spliced from 2 exons.